Molecule: messenger RNA, 2698 nt
Organism: Clarias gariepinus (North African catfish)
Lineage: Eukaryota; Metazoa; Chordata; Actinopteri; Siluriformes; Clariidae
Gene: znf488
Product: PR domain containing 8
Exons: 4
Coding region: 190-1692 (500 amino acids)
Biological process (GO): regulation of DNA-templated transcription
Cellular component (GO): nucleus
Molecular function (GO): protein binding
Source: RefSeq, a predicted model, not a curated record
GAGAGAGAGAGAGAGAGAGCUUAGUGGUCAGACAGCCUCUCGCCUCCCCCUUCUCUAAUGAGCGCGUGGUAAAAAUGCAGAGGCGCACAGAAGAGCUACAGCAGAUCAGUCACUUCAUCCGUCACACACCAGACACACGUCCCUCCUGUGUGCUCCUCUGCUGGACCAAGAGCUGUCAUCUAUCUGACUAUGGAACAUAAUUUAUUUCCGCGGACCUCGUGGACAAACGACAGCAAAUUUCUCCACCACAAUGUCCCUGAUUUCUUCACCAGUGUCCAGGUUACACAGGACAUACCAGCUGGGGUGUCUUUUGGCCCUUGUGUGCUUCAUAAUACUUUUUAUGACACAAUAGCUUUUAUCGCCUUGAAGUCGUUUGACAGAGGAGGAAAAUCCUACGUGUUCAGGGUAGAUCCGGAUGCAUUAAAGAGUUCUCCGUUAGUGGUUCCUUGGCUCAGGUUGGUGCAGGCUGCUUUGGACGCAGAAGAGCAGAACACAGAGGCCUAUCUGAAGGAAGGCCAGCUGUAUUUCCGCACAAUCCGAGACAUCAGCCAAGGGGAGGAACUGCUCGUCUGGUACGACGUGGAGCUGUCUCAUCUUUUGGGCUUUAGCGACAUUAAAACAAGAGCCCUGACAGAUGGUUACUCGUGCGCGAGGUGCGGACAGGCGUUCAAGCACGAAAACCCUUUUCUAGCUCACUGUCGCUUUUUGUGCGCUCAAGUAAAAGCGGAGACACUGCGAGGAGACAGCGAACAGAAACCCAGUGAGCCGCGGAGACAGCGCAGCGUCACUGACUUCCACAACAUCGCAAGGGAUAUGGAACAAAAAAAGUCCUCAGAGGAUCGGAAAAGAAGGCACGACGAAACUUUGAGUCCGAGAUGCAGGAAACCUGUUUUGCUGGAGAAAAAGAACAUGGCCAAUCACAACAACAUGAAACACGUGCAUAAAGACUGUCUACAUGACAGUGAUUUCACCAUGAAAGUCUCCAGUUCACCAAAUUCCAAGUUGAAAAGCGCCAAAAGCAGUGCGUUUGCGGAGAUCAAGAAAACGAAAUCGGAUCAGCAAACCAAGCCUGAGGAUAUACCACGGGAACACCCAUGCGUUUCGACUUUACAGCUGAACGGAGAGGCCGCUUCGGUUUCAAGGUCCGACUCCAGUGCGUUCUUGCUCUGGAGUGCGCAUGCGGAGCAAAAGAGCGCUUUCUGCAAACCCAGUAAACUCAUCUCAGAGGACCAGCAGCAUCAGAGACACAUUGGCCCUUUGGAUGAUGUUUCCGAACUUGCAGCUGUGGGAUACAGAACCAUGCUGUCCCCUCACUUGUUUCAACAGGCCGACCUGUCUAGCACACACACCGUCUCUCCGGCGCCCCUGAGCGCAGCGGCUCCUUUCCAUUACGCACCGGAAAUGUGGUGCAGAAGCAUUAGCGGUCCUUUACAGCCCGCAGCCUCACUCACUGUUCUUCCUCCUACUCUCAGCUCUCUGGGUGUCACGGUACAGAACUGGUGCGCUAAGUGCAACCUCUCAUUCCGGAUGACUUCGGACUUAGUGUUCCACAUGCGCUCGCACCACAAGAAGGAGUUCGCCGCCGAGGCUCAGGGUCGGAGGAGAAGAGAGGAGAAACUCACCUGCCCCAUCUGUCAUGAGUACUUCCGGGAACGUCAUCAUCUCUCGCGUCAUAUGACUUCACAUAACUGAACCCUAUGCACUAAAAUAAACAAACAAACAACACGUGUUUUGGUGCAGGUGCGAAUAAGACAUUAAAUAGAGACCUGGCUCAUUUCAGAAUGAGACCGAAAUACAGUAAUAUCAAAUUUAAAGCAGUCCAUAUUGUAACAUGGGUAAAAAAAAUUCAUGUACUUGUGUAAAAAACAUGAAGUGAUAAUUAAUUAAGCAUUUCUAUUGAAUAGCAUUUGUUUAAAAAAAAAUUAGCAGUCUAAAUUGAUUAUUUACAGACGUGUCAAUUUUCCCCUCUGGAUAAUUUUGCAUGACCUUUAAAUUAAUACUGGAAAAUCACCAAUACAGAACCUUUUGGUGGUGCCAUCACUCUCCACAAGAUGGCCACAUAACUCCGCAAAAGAAUUUCUUAUUCGCACAAGACACCAGUCCUCCACUCUGUCUGGGUUAAUGAAGGGGAAAUUAAACCAUACAAUACAAGUGCCAUAAUAUGGUUUGAGUUUCAGUCAGUCGUGCCUUAAAAACUCAGGAAUGAAGAUAUAGAACUGUGUCUAGACAUUUCACUAACUUUGCUAACAACCUGACUAAUCCAUGUGUAGGGUUUAAAUAGUUGUUUUCUUGUUGUCCGGUUUUACCUUGUUUAGUCAUUGCACUACAGUUAGUGGCUAAUAAUUUCUUUCUGAUUUAGGAUACAUGCUUAGUUAAGUGACACAUUCGUAACUAUAAAGUUACUUUCACUUUUACUACAAUAAAGAAUGAUUAUAUGUAUUUAUUGCACAAAGAAGUGGCAUAUAUAGACUUUAUAUACAUGGUGAGACUUUAUGUCAGCAAAAAACCUAUGUGUGACUUUGACUAUUAUUCUUAGCUGUGAUUGUAGUUGCUCAAAACAUAAUGGCUUAAGAAUGAUAAAAUAUUUGAAACAAAUUGUUAAAAAUGUCUGUCCAACUGAAGAAGCGAGAUUUAUUACAUUUGGACCAGCACAUAUAAUGUAUAGAAAUAUAAAUGCAUAGUUAUAAUAAUCAUCACC